CCACGAGCCGGAGUGUGACAAUAGCAUUAUCAUACCAAUACACCAUUCAAGCUUUAGCCAAUCAGAGCGCAACGCUUUCACUGCGCCGCACGAGCUGGAGAGUAUAAAAGAGGGAGGCUGCGGGUUUGAAAGCACUUCUGCUCCCUUUCGGAUUUACUCUCCGACUAAACUUACUAAAGCUCUUCCUUUGCGGAAUAUUUUCAUCAUCUUCAUCAUGACUCUUGAGGAGGUUCUGAUCCAGAAACCCGCCGAGCGUGCUCAGUGCACCGGCAAAGCCCUGGAGGAGGUCCUGGUGUCCGCUAAAGACAACGACUCCCUCACCGUCGGUGUCUACGAGUGCGCCAAAGUUAUGAAUCUUGACCCGGACAGUGUGUCUUUCUGCGUCCUGGCCAUGGAUGAGGAGUUUGAGUGUGACAUCGCUCUGCAGAUCCACUUCACCCUCAUCCAGUCCUUCUGCUUCGACAACGACAUCAGCAUCGUCAGAGUGAGCGACAUGCAGCGUCUGGCUGAGAUUGUUGGUGACAAGGCAGAGCAACAUGAAGAUGCCCACUGCGUCCUCAUCACGAACCCAGCUGACGGGUCUUGGGAGGACCCUGCUCUGGAGAAGCUGCACAUGUUCUGUGAGGAGAGCCGCCGUGUGAACGACUGGGUUCCUGAGAUCAACCUCCCCGAGCGUUGAUCUGGGACUGGGCUCCUACUCUUGAUCAGAUGCUGUAAAGCUUCUUACCUGGAAAUACUCAUCCUGAUGAACAGGAUGACCCUGUUUCUGCUCAUCCCUGGAUACUCCUGAGGAGGAUUCCCGUCCAGGCAGCGCGGCGCCGGCCCGAGGGGGCCCCCCCGUGAACCGUCGCCUCUUGUCCCGUCCAUGCCAAGAUGACUCUCAUUCUUUAUGUGAAUGAGGUCAGGUAUGCCACAAGAGCGACCCAUCGACCCUCAUUCUUUGUGCGGAUGAGGUUUGGAGAGGAAGGAGAAGCGAGUUCUGCAUCCUGUGGUUCCACAGAGCAGAUAUCGCAUCGUGAAGCACGCGCAGCAGGAGAAGAAGCGGUGCUAAGAAGGAGGCACUCUUAAAAAGGGACUUUUUAAAGAUGUCCUCUUUGCUGAGCAACAUGACAACAGUUGCAAUCAGCUGAAAUGUUUCCCACUUUCCAGAAUUGUCUUAAUUCUCUAAAGGUUUCACUUUAGAAAUUUAACAAUGACAAAAAAUAUUCUAAAACAUAAAGAAGUCUUUUCUCUAAAGGUUUCACUUUAGACAAUGGCUAAAUUAAAUUAAUGUUAAAAAUGAUGAGAAUUUGUAAGAUUAUCUUAUAAACAUUUCGUUAUGUACUGAAGGCAGAAAUGUUUAAAAAGGAAAAUACUUGACUUAUGAUGUUGUGAUCCUGUUGGAAAGAAACUCAUUUAUAUUUUUCUAGCAGUUCACAUUGGAAAUUGUUGGACGUUGUAAGUGGAAAAUGCUCAAUAAAACACAAAAAGAUCAUA
Molecule: messenger RNA, 1476 nt
Organism: Siniperca chuatsi (mandarin fish)
Lineage: Eukaryota; Metazoa; Chordata; Actinopteri; Centrarchiformes; Sinipercidae
Gene: gadd45gb.1
Product: growth arrest and DNA-damage-inducible, gamma b, tandem duplicate 1
Exons: 3
Coding region: 215-679 (154 amino acids)
Biological process (GO): regulation of cell cycle
Cellular component (GO): nucleus; cytoplasm
Source: RefSeq, a predicted model, not a curated record